AUGGACGAGGCUCGUCAUAAUCGGCAGCGUCCCAGAAAUCGACAGUGCCACGUGACUCAUGACCAGAUCCGUGAAGUUGUCGAGCAUAUUACCAAACCACCCUUGGUAUCAAUGGCUGAAAGUCAAGCGUUAUUCCAUUAUCUCGUUGCUUUACUCCAAGAGACAAGAUUCCCAAUGUCUAGUGACGCUCAACAAGUUGGUGAAGCUUUCAGGGCUCUAGACAGAUUCUUGAUAGACCCUGCCGCUCAACCCUGGAUGCUUAGAAUAAGCUUUUGGCGACUGGCAGCAAUGAUACACGACUUGUUGGCGAUUGUUCAACAAAGCCGAUAUGAUCGCAAGUUCAGCGAAAGAGGUAAGAGUGUCAGAAGUAUCGCUUUGGGCAUCCAAAAGCAGGUUGUUUCGCCAAUGACAUCGACUCGGCAACUGAGGAUGCGCUGGCGACUUGCAAACCGUUGGAGUGCAUUCGCAGAAGGUUCCUUGAUUCCACUAGUGCUUACAAUCCAUGACCAACCUGAAAAUAUCAUUCGAGACUUUUCGUACAAACUCGACGUUUUGCGGGCUCUCGGUCAAAGUGUCAAACGCUCGUAUCCAGCUAAAAUCAUUGACGAGGCGACAGAACUCAUCGAUUUAGCCACAGCAUGUGCUCAAAACAAGUGCAAUUCAAUACGACUAGACCUUUUGUUAGCUACUUUUAUCGAUGCACGCCGCAGUACGAAAUGCUUGGGUGCAGAGAAACACCAACUCGAUGAAGAGGGGGAUAUUGAGAUGAUCGAAGCUGGAGAAUGGGGAUUAGUGCAUGGCAGUGAGGUGGAUUAGUGGCAGAUGG
Truncatella angustata is the source of this 826-nucleotide messenger RNA. RefSeq lists its product as uncharacterized. Bases 1 to 816 code for a protein of 271 amino acids. The transcript has 2 exons. The record is from RefSeq and is a predicted model, not a curated record. NCBI's taxonomy places the organism in Eukaryota, Fungi, Ascomycota, Sordariomycetes, Amphisphaeriales, Sporocadaceae.